This is a messenger RNA of Amphibalanus amphitrite, 1465 nucleotides long. RefSeq lists its product as uncharacterized. The transcript is spliced from 4 exons. The record is from RefSeq and is a predicted model, not a curated record. NCBI's taxonomy places the organism in Eukaryota, Metazoa, Arthropoda, Thecostraca, Balanomorpha, Balanidae. Bases 1 to 1353 code for a protein of 450 amino acids.
AUGGGGACGUCCAAGGUCAGCGCUGACGGAGAUGGGCGGCGGCGGCGGCUGCAGUCGCACCGGGAGAGCGCAGCGGACGGGACCUCCGCCCGACAGCUGCAACGACACACAGAUCCAGAGGCACCGUCAAUCCAGCACUCUCGAGAGUCCUCAGCGCCGUCGAGUAGUCACCUGACAGUGCGUUAUCACACUCAGUCUUGUAGAACGGACACUCAUGCCAUCAGUGAACUAAAAGUAUCCCAUGAGGGUACGGGCAGUGAUCAGUUCCGUGAAUUAGUCGGCUCUAACAAUUAUGAAAUCAAUAGAGCCUUUGAACUUAGUGUGCAAAGAAGCCCACGUCCUCAGUACCGCCCUCGUUACGGCAUCAGAUCACACAGACUAAAGCGUGCAGUCCGCUGGGAACGUAGCAGAGCCGACGGCCAGCUCCAGGACAAGAGUGGCGCAGCACAGCGGUCGGGCAGAGGUCAGUCUGGGCCAGGAGACGCCCAGCGACCUCACCCGGCACCGUCAGAAGGCGCUGCCGUGUCUCCGCGCGCCGGCUGCGACUGUUCGGUGCUCAGUCUGCUGGGGCUGGCGACCAGUGGCGCGGCGCUGGGUGCGCUGGGCGCCGCGCUGGUGCAGCAGCUGGCCAGCGGCGGCACCGGUCGCAGCCAGCAGGCGACGCCGCUGGCCGCGCUGGUGCCGCCCCGGCUGCGGGCGGCGCUGCGGGUGGCACUGGUCGACCCGGACCGCCUGCUGAGUGUCACCUGCGGCGCGGCCGGCCGGCUGGCUGAGGCGGCCCGCAGCCCGGUCUCGCUGCCGCGGCCGGCGGCCGGCGGACGCAGCAUGCUGGAGGAGUGCGACUGCUACGGCGGCAUGCUCGGCUCGCUGGCCGGGUUUGCGGCGCUGGCAGGCGCCAUAGCCUUCGCCGCCACAGCCGCUGUACUUGCGACGACGACGACAACAACGACAGCAGCGCCGGCAGGGGCGGGAGGACGGGCGGCGAGUCUCUUCGGCAAGGAGACAGGCUGGGAGGUGCCGUCCGAUUGGUUGGCCGCCGUGGCCCGGACCAGCGGCGGGGGUGACCCACGGCACGGCCGUGGUGGGAGCUGUCCCGCGCAGCUGCUCUGCCGGGGACUGCAGAGUCUGGACGAGGCUCUCCCCAAUGGAGGUCUACAGGCUCGCCUAGCCAGUCUGCCGGCGUCCUGGCUGCUGGCCCUGCUCACCAGUGGCGGAGACGGGGCGGCGACACUGACGGCGCAGUUCGCCACCUACUGCCGCGUGCUGGUGGCGUCAUCAGAGGCAGCGCGAGGCGGCGACUGCCGCCGGCGGCGCGUCUGCCUUCUCCGAACCGUGACGCUCACUGACCCCUGACGAGAGGACGCGAGUCGCACGCUGUGCAGUGUGCACCGUCACAGCGCAUACCUGUGUUCAAACGCACUGUAUAGGAACUAAUAUAUGCAAACGUACAAACCAAGUGUUACAA